Rubroshorea leprosula is the source of this 2714-nucleotide messenger RNA. Lineage: Eukaryota; Viridiplantae; Streptophyta; Magnoliopsida; Malvales; Dipterocarpaceae. The record is from the annotation of a GenBank genome assembly.
GAUUAGUUUGUUCCAACAAUGGAAACUUUCCCAUCAGCUUUCGAUUUCAAGACUUGUUCUACAAUAAAAUUAAAAAAAAAAAAAUGCUUCUUUGCCUCGUUGGAUCCCCUGUUUGAUGGAAUUCCUAUGAGGAAGAAGCAAUGCUUAUCCAUUCGUCAUUGUUUAAUUGAUUUUUCUCUAUCUCAAGAUGCUGAGAGCCUCCUUUGAUUCAGCCUAUAAGGUCAAUUUGUCUGAUUCUGGCAGACUCAACUUUCCAGAAGGAUCAUGCGUUUGUACUUUGUAGCAGUUCUUUUGCUUCCACGUUUGCUGCUUUUAUAAGGUGGAGAUUUGAUAAAGAAAUUGCUCACGUGUUUGGACCUAAAAAGGUGGGAUGGAUGGUCCUAGAAGCUUCAUGCUCAUGUUGAGAUGUCUUUAUUGUCAUCUGUUCACAUGAUUCCUGGAGGGGAACCCAUGGAAGAUCUUUUCUGCUCUCUGAUCAAAUCCAAUAACUGAAGCUUCAGCAAAAUCAUGGGGUAUGGUAAUUCAAAAUCUGUAAGAUUUCAAGAUGAUCCUGAAGUAGCAAAGGUCCCUACUAUUAAUGGAGAUGAAAUCCUCAAGCUUAAAUUUAAUAUUGAUGGAACACAAAUACCAAAGGGUAGCGGCCAGAAGAGGGAGGAGUUGUCUGGGAGGACUGGAAAUUUCUUGAAAGCUAAAGUAUUGUCCAGAGUUUUCUCUGAGGACUUUGAAGGCGUGAAGAAGAUUUUGGAUCCUCGAGGACCAAUAAUUCGAAGAUGGAACAAAAUCUUCCUAGCAGCAUGCUUGGUUUCUUUGUUUGUUGACCCUCUUUUCUUCUACUUACCUGAAGUCAGGGAUGAAGCCUGCAUUCAUAUUGGAAUACUGCUAAAAGUAAUACUUACUAUUGUUAGAUCCUUGGCUGAUAUCUUCUACAUAGUUCAGAUUUUCAUUCGUUUUCAAACAGCUUACGUUGCUCCUCCUUCUCGUGUAUUUGGGAGGGGAGAGCUUGUUAUAGAUUCCAGGAAGAUUGCUUCAAGGUACCUUAAUAAAGUCUUCUGGAUUGACCUCAUUGCUGCCUUACCCCUUCCUCAGGUAUUGAUUUGGAUUGUCAUUCCGAAUCUGAGAGGCUCAACAAUGGCCAACACGAAAAACGUGCUUAGGUUCAUUAUCAUUUUUCAGUACCUCCCUAGACUCUUCCUUAUAUUUCCACUUUCAUCCAAAAUUGUAGAGUCAACGGGUAUUGCAAUAGAAACAGCAUGGGCUGGUGCUGCCUACAACCUGAUUCUCUACAUGUUGGCAAGCCAUGUUUUAGGAGCUACCUGGUAUCUACUGUCGGUAGAGAGACAGGAAGCAUGCUGGAGAAGUGCUUGUGAUAUUGAGAGACCAUUUUGUCAACAUAAAUACUUUGAUUGCCAUUCGCUUAAAGACUCUAGUAGAACUUCCUGGUUCAAGUCAAGCAAUAUUACAAAUCUCUGUGAUCCAAAUGACAACUUUUAUCAGUUUGGCAUAUUUGGUGAUGCAUUGACAUUUGAUAUCACAACCUCACCGUUCUUCAACAAAUACUUUUACUGCCUUUGGUGGGGUUUAAGAAACUUGAGUUCCCUGGGACAAACUCUUGCCACAAGUACAUCUAUUGGGGAAAUAAUUUUUGCUAUCAUUAUUGCGACUCUUGGUCUAGUUCUCUUUGCAUUGCUAAUUGGUAAUAUGCAAACAUACCUCCAAUCAACAACCGUUAGGCUAGAAGAAUGGAGAAUCAGGAGAACAGAUUCAGAACAAUGGAUGCGCCACAGACAGCUGCCUCAGGAAUUAAAGCAAUCUGUUAGAAAAUAUGAUCAGUAUAAGUGGGUAGCCACUAGAGGAGUUGAUGAAGAAGCCAUUCUCCAAGGCCUUCCAUUGGACCUCCGGCGUGACAUCAAACGCCAUCUCUGUCUUGAUCUUGUGCGAAGAGUACCAUUGUUUGAUCAAAUGGAUGAAAGAAUGCUUGAUGCCAUCUGUGAGAGGCUUACACCAGCAUUGUCCACUGAGGGCACAUUCCUUCAACGGGAAGGUGACCCUGUAAAUGAGAUGCUCUUUAUUAUCCGAGGUCACCUUGAUUCUUACACCACCAAUGGUGGCAGGACAGGAUUCUUCAACUCAUGCCGGAUUGGCCCUGGUGACUUCUGUGGUGAGGAACUGCUGACAUGGGCAUUGGACCCUCGUCAAGGUAUCAUCCUCCCCUCCUCCACCCGGACAGUCAAUGCAAUAUCCGAAGUAGAAGCAUUUGCUCUUAGAGCAGAAGACUUAACAUUUGUGGCAUCACAAUUCAGAAGACUACAUAGUAAGCAACUUAGACACAAGUUCAGGUUAUACUCACACCAAUGGAGAGCAUGGGCUGUCUGUUUCAUUCAAGCAGCCUGGCGCCGGUUUAAGAAGCGAAAGGAAGCAGAUGAGCUCAGAGCCAAGGAGAACCUCCAAGCUGCUGAACAUCAACCACCCUCAACCGGUCGAGGCAGGACUAUGUAUGCAGCAAGGCUAGCAAUUAGCAACAUCAGGAGGGGUGCUUCACAUUCCAGGACUGAUUGUGGUGUUGUCAGCCCAUUGCGGAAACCGGAAGAACCAGAUUUUUCAGUAGAUGAUGAAUGAAUUGUUUCAUUAUUCAUUCAUCUAUAUACAUUAAAAUGUAAAAAAAUCUUUAUAUGAAUAAGUGAAGGUUAGAAAAUGAAGAAAGAGUUUAGAAAUCG